This is a messenger RNA of Bombina bombina (fire-bellied toad), 753 nucleotides long. It is a transcript of the gene DCDC2B, whose product is annotated as doublecortin domain containing 2B. Gene Ontology annotation, biological process: intracellular signal transduction. Gene Ontology annotation, cellular component: microtubule; microtubule organizing center. NCBI's taxonomy places the organism in Eukaryota, Metazoa, Chordata, Amphibia, Anura, Bombinatoridae. The record is from RefSeq and is a predicted model, not a curated record.
AUGAGUUCUCCUCCAGGAGUGCAGUUGGCUCCCCAAGCAAGAAAUGUAAUUGUGUUCAGAAAUGGGGACCCAUUCCACUCGGGGCGCAAGAUGGUGGUGAAUGACAAACAGUUUCAGACAUUUGAAGCUUUCCUAAAUGAAGUCACCAACUCCGUCCAGGCUCCUGUUGCUGUGCGUAGCAUCUAUACUCCAUGCAAUGGUCACCGAGUCACCAGCCUUGGGGAUCUACUUAAUAAGAGACAAUAUGUUGCAGCAGGGUCUGAGAAGUUCAGGAAGCUUGACUAUCUACGCACUGGCAUGAAACCUGCUUCAAAAAUUGGGGAUAACCAGUCUACCGAACAGCCAGCCUUACGCAAAACUGGCUUCUCCAAUCGCUGGAAGACUGACACCCAUCUACCAUGUAUAAUUCAUGUAUUCCGUAAUGGUGACCUAAUGACUCCUCCAUUUCGAGUUCUUCUGCCCCCAAGUAUUCUGAGGGAGUGGGAACUUGUCCUGAGUUUGUUAACCCAGAAGGCCAGUUUGUACAGUGGAGCUGUCAGGAAGCUCUGUACUCUAGAUGGCUAGGGGCUCUCCUGCGGGCAGAAACUGGUGUCUGGAGAAUAUAUGUUGCUGUUUGGAUCAGAGAAAUAUAAAUGCCUCCCAUAUGAGGAACUACUGACACCUCACAGAGUAGGCUGGGAAGAACUCAAAGCAUAUUCCAUGACGGAGUUAGUGACUCCUGCUCUUAUUGACUCUCCUCCACGUGUAAGUUAA